Molecule: messenger RNA, 1228 nt
Organism: Acanthaster planci (crown-of-thorns starfish)
Lineage: Eukaryota; Metazoa; Echinodermata; Asteroidea; Valvatida; Acanthasteridae
Source: RefSeq, a predicted model, not a curated record
CUCUCUCUCUCUCUCUCUCUCUCUCUCUCUCUUUCGGUAGUACUCCAAAGCUAUGACCAAGCUCAGUGGUAAGCUAUGUACAUUUAGGUACAGUAUACACAUGUACAUCGAACAUCGGCACGUGUUUUUACAAAAUGCACAGCUUGGCUCCAAGAACACUAACGAUGCAAACAUUUGGCAUCGGGAGGUCACCCCAACCGUUAACAGUCAUGUUCCUUACUGCUCAUUUUCCACUGUUCUUGUUGGGCGUCGGUUUUACAAUUAAUUGCAUUUUGAGCGUCAACGGAGAAACUGUAUGCCCCGAUGGGUGGACAGCGUAUGUCAACAAUUGCUACACCGUCACCAGCGCUACGUUUUACAGUGAUGAGGCCGCCGCCAAAUGCUCUACCAUUGGCGGCUACCUUGCCGUUCCACGUUCUCAAGACGAGAACAAUUUUGUGCUGGAACACUUGGUAGCAGCCAACCAACCGAUAUGGAUAGGUUGUAUUUUUGAUUCAGAAAUCGAAUCUUAUAAGUGCAAUGAUGGCGCCGAUGAAGUCGAGUAUCGGAAUUGGCGCGCCGACCUAGAUGGUUGGAAAUGUAUUUACAUGCUCAACGGAACUUGGUGGGAACCUGCGGUUGAGGAGGACUGUCGCAAUGGUGGAACGACAAUGGCAGCCCUCUGCAAACGUGCCCCCCUGAUACCCGAGCUCGGACUCGUCGGUUCUGCCUUGCGUGAUGUCUGCUGCAAGACGCUUCAGCGCUGGCGGCUCCUCAUCGCCCGUCUGGCCCGCCACGUCCUGAGGGAGGCCCCUGCUCCGAGCAUCAAAAUCUGCGUCUUAGCCUGUGAGGAGGAGCCCCUCUGCCGGUCCAUCAACUUCAUCCAGACCCCUCAGAGUCCCAUCGGGGGAGGCACCUGUCAACUCAACAAUGCUACUCGUUUCGAUGCCGUGGGCGACUUGGCUCUCGCGCCUUGCGAUGCCUUUUGUGUGUACGGUGAAAACUAGAUUGUCAGCGAAACUCGAAAUUCUGUAUGCCUAUACGUAUAUCCCAAUCGAAGCUUGUUAUGAAAAAAAUUGUCAGGUCAAUUAUUCCCUUCAGGUUUUUCCAGACCCCAAGGCACGGGGCCUGGUUCUUUUCCGACUUUGCUCUGACUUAAUCAAGUUAACGAGCUACAGGAUGGACAUUCUCAAAAUUACUCAGAGGGGAGCGGACAGCAAACUUUAUUUCUAAUCAUAUAUAACGGGUU